UCAGUUGCGCUCUCCUCUCUCGCGCUCAGAAAGAGGGAGCACGGUCGUUCUUCCUACGCCGGGGUCACUGUACUCAUGGCGCUAGCCGUGCUGCGAGCUCUAGAGCCCUUCCCGGCCGAGGCUCCUCCGCUGGCAGUGCUGCUGCCGCCCGGGGGUCCGUGGCCGGCGGCUGGGCCGGCAGGCCUGGUGCUAGCUCUGAGGCCCGCGGGGGCGGGGCCGACGGGGCCGGCGCUCUUGGUGGCUGCGCUGGAAGGCCCAGACGAGGGGCCGGGACCAGAGCCAGGGCCGGAGCUGGAGCCGGAGCCCGGACCCCCAGAGCUCCUGGUGAGCCGCACGCUGCUGAGACUCCUGGCGCUGGGUUCUGGCGCGCGAGUGCGGGCCCGGCCGGUGCGCCGUCCCCCGGCGUUGGGCUGGGCCUUGCUGGGCGCCGCGCCAGGCUCGGGCUCCGGGACAGGCCCGCGAGCCGGGCCGGUGCUCGUGCGGCGGGGAGAGGCAUUGCCUGCGCUCGGUCCCCGGGUGCUGGAGACGCGGCCGGCGCUGCAAGGACUGCUGGGCCCCGGUACGCGGCUGGCAGUGACCGAGCUCCGGGGACGGGGCUCUAAAGCGGGCCAGCUGCCCGGGGACAGCCAUCCCCCGCUGCCCGCCCCGCCCGUGGUGUCCUCGUUCGCGGCCCCGAGCGUGCCCCGGCGGCUGCGGGGCAUCCUGGGCGGGACCGGGGAGGCGCUUGGGGUCAGCAGGAGCUGCCUGAGGGGUCUUGGGCUCUUCCAGGGCGAGUGGGUAUGGGUGACUCCGGUCAGAGAAGGGGAACAGACCCCCCGGCCUCACCUGGCCAAGAUGCAAGUCCAGGACCCUCGCUGGAAUCUCUCCGAGAAGCUGGGACCCGGUUCUCCGGAGCUGGGAGAGCCCCUUGCCGACGGAGUGGCUCUAGUGCCUGCCAAUCUGGCUUUCAAUCUCUCCUGUGAACCCCUGAAUAUCGGGGAGCUCAGCAUUCAGAGAUACUCUGAAGGAUUCAGGAGUCCUGAGAACAGAGGAAGCAGCUCAGUACUGUCUGGGCCUCCAUUUGCCAGAGAGCUGCAAAUUGAAAUUGUGUCCUCCCCCCACUACAGCGCCAGUGGCAACUAUGACCAGGCUCUUUAUCAGCACUUUGAGACCCCCAGGGUAGUCCAGGAAGGGGAUAUUCUGUGUGUGCCAACAGUUGGGCAAGCAGAAGUCUUGGAAAGAAGCCCAGAGAAACUAUUCAGGUGGCCUUUUCUGUUCUUCAAAGUAAAGACAACUAUUGGAGAGGCCCCAGAAAAACCAACCACUGCAUAUCUGGCUGAUACAACCCACACUUCCUUGUACCUGGUAGGUUCUACUAUGAGCUUUGUACCGUGGCUCCCUUCUGAGGGACAAAGUCUCUGGAGCAGCCUGUCCCCUCCAGGAUUGGAGGCUUUAGUGACACAACUCUGUGAUGUCCUUCGGCCACGACUUCAUCCUGGGGGCUCUUUGUUGACAGGGACUGGCAGUGUCUUCCUUCGAGGGCCUCCAGGCAGUGGAAAGACCACAGCCAUCACUGCUGCCUGUGGCCGUCUUGGGCUCCACUUAUUCAAGGCUGACUGUGCAAGACUAUGUGCAGACACCAGUGCAGCUGUGGAGAAUAAGCUUCGGGCUACUUUCUCCCGGGCUCGGCUUUGCCGCCCUUCUGUCCUGCUGUUGAAAGGUGUGGAACUCCUGGGCUGGGAACGGGAUGGACUGGGUGAGGAUGCCCAUGUGGUAGCUGUGCUUCGACAUCUUCUUCUAAAUAAGGAUCCCCUCAUCAGUAACCUACCUCUGCUGGUUGUGGCUACAACAAACUGCCCCCAGAAUGUGCCCCCCGAUGUACAGAUAGCAUUUCCUCAUGAGCUAGAGGUCCCCAUGCUGUCAGAGGAGCAUCGGCUCAACAUCCUGCAGGCACUCACCUCCCGUCUCCCUUUGGGCCAGGAAGUGAACCUUGCUCAGCUGGCGAGGAGGAGUGCGGGCUUCGUGUUGGGCGAUCUCUGUGCCCUGUUGGCCUAUAGCAGCCGAGCAGCCUGCGCUAGGAUCCUGACAGGUGUAAUGACUUCUGGCAGUUUGAGUGACGAAGAUGAGGGGGAGCUGUGUACCGCUGGCUUUCCCAUCCUGGCAGAGGACUUUGCUUUGGCUCUUGAACAGCUGCAGAUGGCUCACUCUCAGGCCAUUGGAGCCCCUAAGAUCCCAGCAGUGUCCUGGCAGGAUGUGGGAGGAUUGCAGGAUGUGAAGAGGGAGAUCCUGGAAACUAUUCAGCUCCCUCUUGAACACCCUGAGCUGUUGGACCUAGGGCUUCGACGCUCAGGCCUUUUGCUAUAUGGACCUCCAGGGACUGGAAAGACCCUUCUGGCAAAGGCUGUAGCCACAGAAUGUAGCCUUACCUUCCUCAGUGUGAAAGGUCCUGAGCUCAUCAAUAUGUAUGUGGGCCAGAGUGAGGAGAACAUUAGAGAAGUGUUUUCCAGGGCUAGAGCUGCUGCCCCAUGCAUCAUUUUUUUUGAUGAGUUGGAUUCUUUGGCUCCAAGUCGGGGCCGAAGUGGGGACUCUGGUGGUGUAAUGGACAGGGUGGUCUCCCAGCUCCUGGCUGAGCUUGAUGGGCUUCACAGCAGCCAAGAAGUAUUUGUAAUUGGAGCUACCAACAGGCCUGAUCUCUUGGAUUCUGCACUGCUGCGUCCGGGCAGGUUUGAUAAACUGGUGUUUGUGGGGCCAAGUGAGGAUCGGGCUUCCCAGCUUCGCAUUCUAAGUGCCAUCACACGAAGGUUCAAGCUUGAGCCUUCUGUGAACCUGUCGAGUGUCCUGGAUCGAUGCCCAACCCAGCUGACUGGUGCUGAUUUGUACUCCCUCUGUACUGAUGCAAUGACAGCAGCACUCAAACGAAAGGUCCAGGAUAUAGAAGAUGGAGUAGAGCCAGCUAAUUCCAUGCUGCUUCUUACUAUGGAAGACUUGGUCCAGGCAGCUGCCCGGCUACAGCCGUCUGUCUCUGAGCAGGAGCUGCUCCGUUACAAGCGCAUUCAGCGCAAGUUUACAGCCUCUUAGGAUCACUGUGCUCUGCCCCUGGCCCUGUCCUCGCCACCAGCCCUGAAACAACACCAAGGACCCAAGUGGAGUAUGCAGUUCUGCCACCUAAUCCAGUUCUGUUUUGUUAUGGAGGGAGGAUACUGCCACCAGAGGGUAUGAAAAUCAGAUACCAAACCCAGAGGUCUAAGGAGUCAGGGUUGCAGGAGCCUGGGUAAGUGGGAAGUGGUAACCCCAGAAAGAAAAUCCUGUUAUUUGAGGUUCAUUCUCUACAGUGUUUGCCCAGUAUAGGAGUUUCAACUCAGAUCCUGUCCCCCUCCCCCAUACAUUACUGGUCUUUUUUUGGUUUUUUUAACCAUGACUUUCUGUCCUAGUAACAACUUGA
Gracilinanus agilis (Agile Gracile Mouse Opossum) is the source of this 3421-nucleotide messenger RNA. It is a transcript of the gene PEX6, whose product is annotated as peroxisomal biogenesis factor 6. Gene Ontology annotation, molecular function: ATP hydrolysis activity; ATP binding. The record is from RefSeq and is a predicted model, not a curated record. NCBI's taxonomy places the organism in Eukaryota, Metazoa, Chordata, Mammalia, Didelphimorphia, Didelphidae. The transcript is spliced from 17 exons. Gene Ontology annotation, cellular component: peroxisomal membrane; cytosol. Gene Ontology annotation, biological process: protein import into peroxisome matrix. The coding region runs from base 76 to 3057 and encodes 993 amino acids.